AUGACGCUCAAGGAAAUUCGGAAGAAACUUUUUGCGUAUGAAAAUGAUCAAUGCAUCAUGAAAGAUUAUAUGUUCUUUUGCGACAAGAAUUGCGCAAGAAUAAGGAAAAGUGAUGAAGGAAAAUUUUAUCUCUACGAGAUACUCAAAGAGAAUGUUAUUUGCAUUACACGAUGUAAGACACUCGAAGAAGUAAUGCCUCAUUUAAUUGAGAAGAGAAAGUUAAAUUGCGGUAUUCGAUUGACCGAAGAUGGGCCAACGCAAUCAGACAAUGUAGCCUUCAAGUUUGAAAGCUAUAAUAAUAAUGUUGUAGAAGAUAGUUCCGAGUAUAAUCAACGUACGUUUGAACAAAGUAACAAUUAUAGACGUUCUGAACUCUGUAAAAAUGGCAUCGAGUGGAAACUUGAUUUGAAUAUGUUAUGGCCAUUUAUCAGCUCGAUCGGCGUACACUUUACGAAUGAGAGAUCGAAUGAAUCGAGUGAAAAUCAUAGAAAAUGUCGGAAUGUCCAGAGGUAUUGCCGAGCAAAGCUAUUCAUGAAAGGAGAACACAUAGAACCUUCUGAUAACUUUAAAAAUGAGGUAGAGGAUGCUGUGAGUUUGAGUCUAGAAGAGAGGCGUAUCAAGUUGAAAGAAAUCUGCGAGAAAUAUGGGUACUUUUGGGCGAGAAGAGUACAAUUGGGGGGGAUGGUUAUCCAAACUGAAGAAGAGAGUGAAAGCACCAACAUACAAUCAGUUCGGAGAAGAAGAGGCAUUGAUAUUGAUAUGGGAACAGGACCACUGGAAACAGGGAGUGGAAUAUCUCAGAAUAAUGGAAGAUUAAAUCAAAUUUCAUCCAGCAAUACAAACAGGAAUAUUACAGUUAUUGGUGGAGAUGUGGCAGUGUACAUACAUCCGGGUGAUACACGCAAGUGGCAAGAAACACUCCAAGAUCGCUCUACCUGGGAGAUAAUCCAUUAUGAAGACAUAGUUCCAAUAUAUGAAAUUUUUGAAGAAAGAAUACAAAUUGCUAUUCGUAAAGCAUUUAGUGUUGUUUGUUUCAGUGGUAUUGACAUAUUGGAUCUUCAAGAAAAGAAUUUUUUAAUACGUCCAAUAAGAUUCCCCCCUAAUGUGUGGGAAGGAAUUAGACAGCAUCAAAUUUUUAUAGAAGUUAUGUAUGAAGGCAAGCAUGAUACAAUAUUUGCUGCAAAUAUUGAACAAACAGAUGGGUUACCAAAUGUGCAUGUUUCCAAAAUUCAGAAAGCUGGCAAUAGUAUUCUCGGGAAAAAAAGUCACAAGUUAAAAUUAGCCUACAUUAUCACAGGAUAUCCACAAUCAUCUGACUUUCAAAUAGUAGAUGAAUCAUCUGUGAAGGUUGAUGUUGUUCAAGGAAAAAAGAAAGAUGACAAGUUUGUUGCAUCAUUGCCAAAUAUCCAAGAUUUCAAUCAAGGAGCCGUCUUAAUUACUUGUUAUAUUACACAGCUGAUGCAGCAAACUGGAUCUAGAAGUCAAAGAGAUUCUGAUGAUAGUAUUGUUUUUACAAUGCACCUUCACAAGCCUGAUGAUACUAAACCUACUGAAGUAUGCAUUUUUGGUAAGAAUCUAAUUUAUUGUUUGCUAUCUGUGGUCUAA
This is a messenger RNA of Paraglomus brasilianum, 1605 nucleotides long. The record is from the annotation of a GenBank genome assembly. Lineage: Eukaryota; Fungi; Glomeromycota; Glomeromycetes; Paraglomerales; Paraglomeraceae.